This is a messenger RNA of Amphibalanus amphitrite, 3606 nucleotides long. Its product is annotated as protein inscuteable homolog. Gene Ontology annotation, cellular component: apical cortex. Gene Ontology annotation, molecular function: protein binding; cytoskeletal adaptor activity. The transcript is spliced from 9 exons. The record is from RefSeq and is a predicted model, not a curated record. Bases 375 to 3287 code for a protein of 970 amino acids. NCBI's taxonomy places the organism in Eukaryota, Metazoa, Arthropoda, Thecostraca, Balanomorpha, Balanidae. Gene Ontology annotation, biological process: establishment of mitotic spindle orientation; asymmetric cell division; regulation of asymmetric cell division.
AGGGGACGCACCGACGCCGCGGGCCAUCGCCGGCACGUGCCGGCGCCGCCUCGCCAGUCGCCCUGCCACCGUCGAGCCCGGCGCACGUGCGACGCUUCCUUCCGUGUCGGUGUCAGCGGUACACCCAGCGAGACCGAUCGGGCGUGUCGGCGGGAGCCGGGCCGGCCGUUUUCACACGCCGCCACGGCGCCACCGUCUGGUGAACCAGCACCAACGGCCGUCGACGGGCGGCGCAGACACGUGGGAAGAGCCCGGCGUCCUCUGCAGCCCUCAGGCGAACAUUUAGCGCCUCCGGGCGUCACUGGUGACAUCGAACUCCGCAGUCACAGGCACAGUCACAGCCGUGGUCACUGCGGCACACACAGAGCGCCACGAUGAGCGCUGUGCGGCCGAGUCCGCUCAACUACAGCCGGCUGCGGGACGCGGCGCUGCACAGCCCGCCCGUGAAGCCGGUGUUCGGCGAGCGGCGCGCCGGCGCGCUGGACCCGGCCGCCGCCGGCCGCCACAGUCGCUCCGACUCGUGUCUGGCGGUGCGGCCGGAGCGGGCGCCAGUCUACCGGCACCCGCUGAACGGGGCGCACGUCCCGCCGCAGCCGCCGCCGCCGCCGCAGCCGAGCCACGCCGCCGCGGUGGGCAUAUCGCCGCAGCAGAGGGCGCGCCGACAGCAGCAGCAGCGCGGCACGCGCAGGAAGCUGUUCGAGUUCGGAGCGCCGCAGCUGGAGCUGGAGAUAGCCUCGGUCGCCAAGAUGAGCUCCAUAACAGAGGCCCCGGCCAACCUGUGGCAGCCGCUCGCCAACGCCGGCAGCGCUGCCGACAAGUGCUUCCCCAAGAGCAACAGCACGACCACGUGUGGGAUCGAGAAUGUGCGCGCCUACAACAGCAGGGGUAUCGACUUCUUCUGCCGCUCGCAGAACCUGGAGCAGAAGAGCCUGCUCGACUGCCAGGCCGACUACAAGCCCGAGGCGCGUCACAAGCUGCUCGGCUCGCCGACCAGCCAGCGCAGCCAGGACUCGGGAUUUUCCGACUCGGGCGAGUCAAACUGCGACUCACAGAGUGAUGAACAGAAACGCGAGCGGCGCGUUCGGUUCGAGAAGCGCUCGAUCGCGCGGACUCUGACCAAGAUGAUGCGCGGCGGCAGUCCGGCGCGGCGCGCGACGCACAGUGCGGGCGACGGCACGCUGCCCAAGCCCAUCCUGACCACCAGCGAGGCCGCGUCGAGCUCGACGCUGUCCGUGUCUCGGUCGCGGGCGCGCGCCGGUCACACGCCUGCCAAGACACGGCUGUCUCGCUGCAGCCUGCAGGUCGUGGAGGAGCACCGCUCCGUGUCGGCCAGCUGCGCCGACCUGUCGCUGGCCAGCCGCACCGGACCGCUCACCUCCAGCCCUAUGCGCGCCGACCACGUGCUCGAGUGCUCCGCCAUCGAGCGCGAGCUGGACUCGAUGCUCGAGCGCGCCGAACUGCCUGAUUCCCAGACCGCCAUCGCUCGCACGCCACGCGCCUCGCUCAACGACACAUCGAUUGACUUCUCUCCGCGGCCGGCGCUGGAUGGACGCAAUGUGACGCGCCGCGCGGACAGGAGACCCCCUCAGCGGCGCUGGUCGCAGCUGCUGCCGGCCGGAGAGUCGGCCGCCGGCACCCUGCCCCGCCGUCCGCGCUCCGUGUGGAACCUGGAGGCCGCAGCAGCCGACCUGCAGGCGCGCCGCUUCUGCAGCCUGCCACGGGAGCAGCAGGCGCACCGGCAGCACCACCAGCCGGCCAUCAGGAUCGAGAGCGUCCGGUCACCGUCAGUUCGCCACUGGCUGCACCAGACCUGCUGGGAGGUGGACGUCGAGUGUAUGAACACGCUGCAGAGCAAGUCGGUCAUCUCGGACAUGUCUCACCUACUGGCGCUGGCCGCUCGUAACGCGCGCACCAACAUCCGCGACAUCCAGGUCCGGGCCAAGACCGUCAGCCGGGAGUUCGCCUCGCUGUUCACGCGGAUGGAAGACCUGGACGUGCGGGAGGUGCCCCGUAUCGCUCAGACAGUCACGGAGCGUAUUCAAAACUUUGUGCGUGAAUACGAGCUCUCGCAUCCGGACGGGCAGUCAUCUCACGUGCACAACCUGGACAAGCUGCGCUCCCUCAUGGAGAAGAUGCUCGAGUACGUCAAGUCGUGCGGCCAGAUGAACCGCACGUUCAAGGUCGACGACCUGGUGGAGGUGCUGACCUCGCUGGCGCAGGCCUUCAACCACCUGGUGGACCUGAUCCUCGGCGAGGAGGUCAAGGUGCUGCUCAGCUCCCUGUCGCCGGAGCGGGACGUGCUCUGUCUGAAGCUCGGCCUGCGCUCUCUCACCUCUGUCGGCCUGGACGGCGGACGUCUGUGUCGGAUCCUGGCCGGCCAGGGCGCCGCCGCCCGGCUCGUGUCGCUGGCCGCCGGCAGACGGCGCCAGGUGCGGCCGCAGGCUCUGCGCGCGCUGGCCACCCUCUGCUGCGUCUCCCAAGGAAUCAAGGCCUUCGAGCAGGCGGACGGUCUGCGCGUGGUCACCUCCAUCCUGACGGACGCCAGAUCCACUGAGGAGGAACGCUCGGAGUGCGCCGGAGUGAUCGCCCAGGUCACCUCCCCGUGGGUGGACAGCAUCCACCACGUGCGAGGCAUCAGCGACCAUGUCGAGGACAUCAUCAGGGAACUUAUCGGUCUGGCGGCCACCACCGACUCUGUGGAGACCCUCCUGCUGGCCUCAGCAGCGCUGGCCAACCUGACAUUCCUCAACAUCGGAGCUGUCCGCCUGCUGCUGCAUAACGGCGCAGCCAAGGUGCUGGUCCAGGCCACGCGCAACGCAGACACCUGCUCACUCUUCCUCAAAGACCAGGUGGCCACCAUUCUCGCCAACAUGGCGUCUGUCACCGAGUGCCACGAGGAGGUCCUCCGCAGCGGAGGUCUGUCCGCCCUGCUCUCGUUCCUGGAGGAGCGGCCGGCCGGUGGUCAGAUGGCAGAGCCUGCCGUCCAGGCCGCCGAGCGCGUGCAGCAGAAGGCGGCCAUCGCGCUGUCCCGUCUGUGCGUGCGCCGCUCCGUGGCCCUGGAGGUGGCGGAGUCCGGCGGUCUGAAGCGACUGGUGCAGCUCUGCCGAGACGGAGCAGAGAGGAACCACUCGGACGGCGUGCUCGUCGCCUGCCUGGCCACUCUGAGGAAAAUGGCAUCUGCAUGUGGCAACGACGUCUUCAAGGACGGCAACGGUCUGGACCUUGUGGAGCCUCGACUUCUCGAGACGUUCCUUCUCUGCUCUUCCAAGCAGGAGAGCUACGUGUGAACGGGCGUCAGGGCUGCUCGAGCUCUCCGCUCGCCUCGGAGAGCCCCACGACGCAGCGGCGCCCCUGCGAGACCCGACCGGCGCGCGGACCGCACAAGUACCCGUCCGUUCGUCCGUCCGUCUGUACGCUGGCGAAGGAGGCCACAGUGUGUGUGGCUCGUCUGCAACUACCUAGCCCAUCUAGUCUUCCAUGUCGGCCGAUGGAGAGGCCCGCCUUUGUACUAUACACGUGCCCACUGUACGGUGUUCGUCGUCCCGCUUGGACCGUUUGCGUAUCACAAAUAAAGCCUAGUCAGUCGUUGAUUAUCAUACCUUUGUU